Messenger RNA from Lethenteron reissneri (Far Eastern brook lamprey), 3695 nucleotides. Its product is annotated as golgin subfamily A member 6-like protein 2. Gene Ontology annotation, molecular function: receptor ligand activity; BMP binding. The record is from RefSeq and is a predicted model, not a curated record. Gene Ontology annotation, biological process: animal organ morphogenesis. NCBI's taxonomy places the organism in Eukaryota, Metazoa, Chordata, Hyperoartia, Petromyzontiformes, Petromyzontidae.
GCUCCCCCCCCCCUCUCUCCGCGUGCUCUCCCUUCUCUCUCCGCGUGCUCUGCAUUCUCUCCGCGUGCUCACUAUUCUCUCUGCGUGCUCUCUCCUCUCUGCUUGCUUCUCUCUGUGCGCUCUCCCUUCUUUCCGCGCGCCCUCCCUUCUCUCUCUGUGUGUGCGCGCCCUGUGGGCUCCACUCUCUGGCUGUCCUAUCUACUGUGGCCUCUGCUCCCCGUGUGCUCUCUCCUGCGACGACUCUCUUCUCCCUCUGCGCUGUGCCCUCUCAUCUCUCCCCGUGUGCGCUUGCCGUGUCCUCUCUGUGCCGGCUCCGGCCUCUUGCCGCCUGUCACUCACAGGAUCCCCGGACCGUGGCUGUGAUUGAGCCACUGUUUGACGCCGCUCCCCUGCCCCCUACCCUUUACUCGGCCUUGCCCUUCGUCUCCCCUUGCCCUGCCCUUCCACCCUGCUCGUGCCCGACUACAACCGUGAGUCCUUCAAGGGCAGCGACUGGAAGCUCCCGUGUUGACUUUUCACCGACGGCGGCCCGGUGUGGGGUGGGGGGCAGGCACGGAGAGAUCUCGCAGACUCACCAUGAAGAGGCGCUAUGAUCGACUCCAUCGUUAAGAGGAGCCGCCGCCAUCGUCGUCUUCCACAUCUUCACUGUCAAGAGGAGCUGCACGAGUUCCGUGCGAAAUGACGUGGCCUCGCUCCCCUCUCUUCCUCCUCCUCAUCUCGUCCAUCUCCCUGCUCCUCGCCGAAACCUCGUCUGACCCGUCUCGUCCUCGAAACAGAGACUCGGGGAGCAGAGACAAAGACUCGGACGUCAGGUCGCUGAUGGGCGGCUCGGAGAUGAGUUAUAAAGACGAGGAGAUCAGACCAGACAUCAGAGACGCAGACUCAGAAGCCGCGGACAGACACUCGGAGAUCAGACACAGAGACUCGGAUAUCAGAGACGCGGACUCGGAUAUCAGAUUAGAGAUCAGAGAUCAAGAAUCGCGGAUCAGACACAGAGACCCGGAUAUCAGAUCAGAGAUCAGGGAUAAAGACUCACGGAUCAGACACAGGGACUCGAGGAGCAGAGGCAUUGAUGAAGACAUCACCAGCAGCGGCCGGACCUUCUUCCCGCAGGGAGCAAUUCCUCCACCGGGGAAGGGCCGCUCCAACAUCUCAUCAUCCCACGGCCACGUGGCACGACACCACCACCACCACCAACAACAACAACAACAGAUGCUGGCACACGGGCUUCCAGGAGGACCUUCGGUCCACGACCGAGACGCUGAGCGCCAGGUGCUGGCCUCCAGCCACGAGGCGCUGUUCGUGACGGAGCGGCGCUACCUGCGCCGAGAUUGGUGCAAGUCGCAGCCGCUGCGGCAGACGGUCCGCGAGCGCGGCUGCGUGCCUCGCACGGUCAUCAACCGCUUCUGCUACGGGCAGUGCAACUCGUUCUAUAUCCCGCGCAGGGCCACGGCUGACGACGACGAUGAGGGCGGUGAGGGCGGUGAGGGUGAAGGUGAUGAUCGUGGUGGUGGUGAUGAAGGUGGUGAUGAUGACGAGGUGCUGGGAGCUCCGAGCGACAGUAAAGACUUGCACGGAGGAGGAGGAGGUGGUGGUGAUGACGAAGGAAUCGCAGAAGCGGCAGCUGCAGCAGGAGCAGGAGGAGCCCAAGGAAGGACAGCAAGAAAAUCAUCAUCAUCAGCAGCAACAGCAGGAACAUCAACAUCAGCAGGGUCCAGAGUAAGGUCGUCAUCAGCAGCAGGAGGAAAAGGAGCAGCAGCAGCAGCAGCAAGGGGGAGAUCUUCCUCCUCCUCAUCAUCAUCAUCGGGGGGUGCAGGAGGGCGAGGCAGAGCGGGCUCGGCCCGGCGCGGCGCAGCCUCGUUCCGCGCGUGCGCCGCGUGCCGCCCGCAGCGCUUCUCGUCGCUCACCGUGGAGCUCAGCUGCCCGGGCCUGGAGCCGCCCGUGCGCCGCGUGCGGCUCAGCAGAGUGAAGCACUGCCGCUGCGUGUCCGUGCGCGUGCACGACUGAGCGCGCGACACCCACCCCGUUCACCGCACCCCCCCCCCCCCACGUGUGUCCGUGCGCGUGCACGACUGAGCGCGCGACACCCCACCCCAUCCACCGCUCCCCCCCCCCCCCACGUGUGUCCGUGCGCGUGCACGACUGAGCGCGCGACACCCCACCCCAUCCACCGCUCCCCCCCACGUGUGUCCGUGCGCGUGCACGACUGAGCGCGCGACACCCCGCCCCCACCCCCGUGUGUCCGUGCACGUGGCAACCCCCCCCCCCCAAUUCUGCCCCCCCCCGCAAACCCUCCUCCCAUGCCCCUCACGAGCACACGCGUGCGCGACUCGAGAACAACUCAACGCCACCACUGUGCGCCUCACGGUAGACAUCGGACGGUGAGGAUGGGGAGCUGAACUUGGUGGUGGUGGUGGUGGUCGUCGUGAAGUUGGCAUCCGGAGGUCGACGUUGGACAUCAGAAGGUGGGCAAUCAGUAAGAUGUGGAGCUUGGCUUGGUGGUGCUGGAGGUGGUGAUGAGCCUGCAAGACCGAACCGUGGAGGUCAGGUGUUCACGUUGGAACAGCUGCGGGGGGAGCAGGCAGAAGGAAGGAAGCGAUGGCGCUGCGUGGCGCCAUCAACGGCGUUGGCCGCUGUGGUGCCACAAUAUGAACGACCAUUAACUCAUCGUCCCUGUGGGGCCGAUAAAUUACGGGAGCGUCACUUUGCGGAAAUUCAACAUGAGUGGUAUACUAUGCACAGACUGACCCCCGGCACGGGAACGUGGAAUUCCCACCACUGACUCAAGACGGCCAAUCGAGCUGAGCCGCCGCCCGCAUUGCUCGUACGAUCAGAGACGCUCUUCCACCCUUGACUUUCAGUCACGGAAACACCCAACGACAUCGACACCAUCUCACUCCUACACCGGACUCGAACCCGGGUCGCUUGGUCAAACAUCGGUCGACCGGGGCGGUCGCUCUGCCCGCGAUGGAACUCGGAUCAGUCUUGGUUCCAUAAUGGCCAACAGCGGGUCGCAAUGGCCGACUUUGGGGGGGGGGGCAAGAGCGUAGGGGGCUCGGUGCUGCACGUGGUGCGCGUGUUUUUGGCUACUGUAAAGGUAAAGGCGCGGCCCUGCAAUGACGUGCUUAUAACGCACGCUGCGUCAGGUGGGCCAGAUAAUAGCCAGAUCGCGGCGGGGGCCCCUGGCCCCCCCCCCCCAGGAUUUGAAUGAUUUCCCAUGUCCAUUUCUCCCCACCCCCACCACCUCUGUGGCCCGGCUUCUGGGCCACUCCCGCCUCUGGGCCUCGGUGCAGUUGCACUGCCUGCGCACUCAAUGACUACGGGGUCUCCAUGUGAGUCUCGGGUCACAUGCUAGCCUACGGGUCUCAAUUCUAACCUAUGGGUUUCAAUGUGAAUCUGAGGGUAUCAAUGUCAGUCUGGGUCUCCAUGCUAACCUGUGGGUUUCCAUGUGAAUCUGAGGGUAUCAAUGUCAGUCUGGGUCUCCAUGCUAACCUGUGGGUUUCCAUGUGAAUCUGAGGGUAUCAAUGUCAGUCUGGGUCUCCAUGCUAACCUGUGGGUUUCCAUGUGAAUCUGAGGGUAUCAAUGUCAGUCUGGGUCUCCAUGCUAACCUGUGGGUUUCCAUGUGAAUCUGAGGGUAUCAAUGUCAGUCUGGGUCUCCAUGCUAACCUGUGGGUUUCCAUGUGAAUCUGAGGGUA